AUGGAGGCGUCAGAGUCUGCCUUGUCUGGAGGAGAUAGAAGCGGUCUUUUGCUUCCCUCUUCAUUAGAACAUGUCCGAAUCACCUCUCUUCCUCAGACGGCAUACUACAUACCCAACUUCAUUACCGAAGAAGAAGAGCAGAUAAUCCUAGAUAAAAUAUCCAGUGCGCCUAAGCCGAGAUGGAAACAGUUGACAAAACGACGUCUUCAGACGUGGCCUUCAGACCUUGUCAACAACAAACUACUCGAUGCUCCUCUUCCUACAUGGCUUCAGGAUCCUGUCAUAUCUCGAUUGUCUUCGCUUCCGGUCAAAGAAUCAGAAGCUGGUCAUAUAUUCUGCGACAGUCCACAUCAAAAGCCAAAUCAUGUCCUCAUUAACGAAUAUCCACCCGGCAUUGGCAUCAUGCCGCACAAGUUGAGUACACAGCAAGUGGAUGGUGCCGCCAAGGACGAUGGCGCCCUUGACCCCGUGCCUGCUUGGAGAAUCCUUCAGGAACCUCGCAGUCUGCUCAUUACGACUGACCAACUGUAUACCCACUACCUUCACGGUAUUGCCGACAUCGAAGAAGAUGUCGACCUCAAUCCCAAUACUAUUGCUAACUGGGACUUGCUUCAUUCGCCCGAUGCAUACGCCAACGGCACACAUGUUCGUAAAAUCCGCACGAGUCUGACGUAUCGAGACGUUAUUCAGGUGUCGAAAAUCGCAAACAAACUCGGCAUGUUCUUGAAUCGUUGA
Messenger RNA from Fusarium coffeatum, 735 nucleotides. RefSeq lists its product as uncharacterized. NCBI's taxonomy places the organism in Eukaryota, Fungi, Ascomycota, Sordariomycetes, Hypocreales, Nectriaceae. The record is from RefSeq and is a predicted model, not a curated record. The coding region runs from base 1 to 735 and encodes 244 amino acids. The transcript is spliced from 4 exons.